Messenger RNA from Alternaria atra, 369 nucleotides. RefSeq lists its product as uncharacterized. The coding region runs from base 1 to 369 and encodes 122 amino acids. Lineage: Eukaryota; Fungi; Ascomycota; Dothideomycetes; Pleosporales; Pleosporaceae. The transcript has a single exon. The record is from RefSeq and is a predicted model, not a curated record.
AUGGCUAUCACUAACACGGUCAUCCCAUUAUGCUACGACCACGCAACAUUCCCUUGGGCCAUCCCCAAAUCUAGCAUCACCGACUAUUAUAUAUACCAUGCCUACAAGGUCGCCUGUAAAGCAAUCUGCGACCCCGACGUAACCAUGUCCAUCAUCUACAAUACCCUUUCCACGACCAAAGCGCAACAGAUCAUCGACAAUAUGUCUAGUAUGGUUGAAGAGAGCGACAUGGCGCGACAGCAGGCGUAUGGAAAAGACUGGUAUUGGGACGCGGGUGGAGAUCAGGACGAGCAACUUAUCAAAUCGGAGACCACGUGGGAAGAAGAGCGGUGUGUGAAGAUCAAGUUGAACAAGAGAAACACCUGCUGA